Messenger RNA from Dreissena polymorpha, 1585 nucleotides. Its product is annotated as general transcription factor IIE subunit 1-like. The transcript has 7 exons. The record is from RefSeq and is a predicted model, not a curated record. Lineage: Eukaryota; Metazoa; Mollusca; Bivalvia; Myida; Dreissenidae. Gene Ontology annotation, cellular component: transcription factor TFIIE complex. Gene Ontology annotation, biological process: transcription open complex formation at RNA polymerase II promoter; transcription initiation at RNA polymerase II promoter. Bases 136 to 1365 code for a protein of 409 amino acids.
UAAAAAAGGGAGAAAACUCUACAUUAAGAAAAAAAGCGAACAACAAUAACAACAGCGAACUUGAGAGCUGUGUUGUUGACAAUUAAAAAAUAUGCCAAAUAAUAUUUGAGCAGAUAAAACUCCACAAAUUAUAAAAUGGAUCAAGAAGUUUUAACAGAAGUACCCCAGACCAUGAAGAGGCUGGUUCGACUUGUGGCAAGAGGAUUUUAUUCCAUUGAACAUGCUAUUGUAAUAGACCUGUUGGUACGCAAUCCAUGCAUGAAGGAGGAUGAUAUGUUAGAAUUGUUAAAGUUUGACCGCAAACAACUUCGAGCUAUCACAAACACAUUAAAAAAUGACAAAUUUAUCAAAGUAAAGAUGCGAGUGGAGACUGACAGUGAAGGGAAAACCACAAAACAUAAUUAUUACUUUAUAAGUUACAUAAUGUUCGUAAAUGUUGUGAAAUACAAAUUGGAUCAUGUUUGCCGGAAAAUUGAAACAGAUGAAAGAGACAACACAAGUCGAGCCUCUUUUCGAUGUGAAGACUGUCAGAAGACUUUCACUGACUUGGAAGCAGAUCAGUUGUUUGACUUCAUGACGCAAACUUUCAGGUGCACAAUGUGUCAGAAUGAAGUGAAGGAGGAUGAGAGUGCAGUGAAUGCCAAGGAUGCGCGUACGCUGCUGGCCAAGUUCAAUGAGCAGAUUCAGGUGCUGUAUAAGCUGCUCAAAGACUGUGAGGACGUGAAGCUCGCGCCGGAACUCUUGGAGCCAGAACCUACUGAUAUACGAUCUGCCAACAGAAAUCGAAGCAACAAGCCAGCUCAAGAUGGAGACAAGUGGAGUGGGGAUGCUACAAAGAACAAGACGUCGUUCAACUACACAGAGAGCUCCAUCAGUAUCUCUCUCAAUGAGGAACAGAAGCAGACUAAGGAGGCCCCCAAACAGCAGCCCAUUUGGAUCACACAGAGUACUGUGGAGGGGGUGCCAACUUUCGACGAGAACGCGAUGUCUGGUGCUGCCCCAGAGACAUCCAGCAAGGAGUCGGUCCUCAAGCCCGAGGUGAACCGUGAGAUUGAGACACUGCUGAUGAUCCAUGAGAAGAAGUCCUCUGUGAGCAUCCCCAUUGUGCCAGGGGGCGGAGAAACAGCCGAGGAGAGUGAUAGUGAUGACAGUGAUAGUGAGGCCCUGCCCCCCACCAACACAAAGGUGGAAGAUAUGGAGGUGGGGAGUGAGGAGGAGGAGGAGGAGGUAGUCAUGGUGACAGUGGGUGGAGUCAAGGUGGCCAUAUCUGAUGUGUCAGACGACAUGGUGGCCAGGAUGUCGCUAGAGGAGAAGGCAGAGUUUAUACGACUGGGACAGGAGAUGUACAGCCAUAUGUAUGACUGAGCAUGUAUGAAAAUAGAAGACUGCUGUGGUAAUCUGGAUGUUCAUAUCCAAUGGGAUGUCAUUGGGGCCACGCAAUCAGUUUAAGGAAGAUGUGCACCCAUUUACAACCAUACAGUGUGUAUGACAUGUAUAUGACAUUUUGAUAUUUAUUUAAAUAUACAGUAUUUAAUGCUGUGAGAUUGAUUGCAUAUUUGAUUUUAAUUAAACAUAAAAAUGUGAA